CCCACCUUCUUCACUACCGCUUUGCUCUGUUCUUCCUUGUAAUAAAGCUCAACAUCCCUUUCAAUUCAUUCACUCAUUCAAUUCGAUCUGAUCCAUUCAGAUCAUUGUUUGAAUAUUCGUUGUUCAUCCAAUGGAACAAACAGCCGGAAAAAACAAUGCCCCCAGGAAGAUGAGAUUCGCACCCAAAGCUCCUACCCGCCGAGCACCAAAGCUCGAAGUUAAAGCUGAAGUUGAAGAGGACAUCGAUGCUGCUCAAGCCAUGGAUUUGCUUCAGCGUUUCAAUCAAAGUUCUGUAAGAACAAAGCCUAAGGUUGAAAAGAAAGUUUCGGCUUCGCAAGUCGCAUUCGGUCAUGGAGCAGGAUCUGGUUUGUUAAGAACAUUUGGUGCUUCCAAAGGAGUGAGUCGAAGUGCCGGAGAAACUUCCACUGGUGGCGUUCAAACACAAGGUUUGAGAGGGGCGAAAGAAUACAAAGAACCGUGGGAUUAUUACAGUUAUUAUCCUCUAACCCUUCCUAUGAGGAGACCAUACUCUGGAAAUCCAGAGUUUCUCGACGAGGUGGAGUUUGUUUCGGAUAAUGCAAUUUACAACGAAGACUUGAUGGAGCCUGCAGUCGAGCUUGGUCUAAUGGAAGAGAAUUUGGAGCCAACCAUGUUAUUUCUUAAGUUACCACCAACUCUACCUACGAUACAACAACCGGAAGGUGUAGCCAGGGAAGAGGCUCGUAGCAGCUCGAGGUCUUCCAGGACCGCAAAGAAGACGUCGGGGUUAGCCGAGUUACCUGCGGGUCUAAUGGGGAAAAUGCUAGUGUAUAAAAGUGGCGCGGUCAAGUUGAAGUUAGGGGAUACAAUAUAUGAUGUUAAUACGGGCAUGAAUUGCGUGUUUGCACAGGAUGUGGUAGCUGUUAAUCCUGCAGAGAAGCAGUGUUGUGCGGUUGGGGAGAUUGAUAAGCAUGCUGUUGUAACCCCUGAUGUGGAUUCCGUUUUGAGUAGUUUGAUGUCUUAUCUUUGAUUGUUUUACAAAUUUAUGAAACAAAUGUUAUGCAAACAAAAUUACAUCUGAUUUUUUC
This is a messenger RNA of Hibiscus syriacus, 1067 nucleotides long. Its product is annotated as DNA-directed RNA polymerase III subunit rpc4-like. Gene Ontology annotation, cellular component: RNA polymerase III complex. The record is from RefSeq and is a predicted model, not a curated record. NCBI's taxonomy places the organism in Eukaryota, Viridiplantae, Streptophyta, Magnoliopsida, Malvales, Malvaceae. Gene Ontology annotation, biological process: transcription by RNA polymerase III. The transcript is spliced from 10 exons. The coding region runs from base 131 to 1009 and encodes 292 amino acids. Gene Ontology annotation, molecular function: DNA binding.